This is a messenger RNA of Meloidogyne enterolobii, 1734 nucleotides long. NCBI's taxonomy places the organism in Eukaryota, Metazoa, Nematoda, Chromadorea, Rhabditida, Meloidogynidae. The record is from the annotation of a GenBank genome assembly.
AUGUCUUCUUCUCUCCCAUUAUUUGAUUUAACUGAAUGCCUUGCAAAUUCUGAUGGAUGGGGUCCAGGACCUGUUAAAGAAUCAGCUGUGCUUGCGCCAUUUGAGGGACUUCCAUAUCAGCCUUUUAAUAAAUGUGAUCGAAUUGGGCGGAUUGUUGAUUGGUUGGGUGUAGAUCGCUACAAAAAGAGUGAAAUGCGUGAUCGUUAUAAUGAGCGUCUCUAUGGUUCUUCUGCAACUGCGGGUGCUCAGUUCGAUUAUAUACAUGAUAAUGAAGAUGCCAAUUUCCAAUUGGUUGAUUCGGGCCGAGUCCAGCGACCGCAAAGACCUGUCUAUAGACGGCAAUUCCAAUUCUUAAAUCGAAAGCUGGCCCAACGUGAACAGGAACGUCGUGAAUAUGACAAAUAUAAUGUGCCAAACAAAAUGAAACGUAGUAUUAUGAAAGAACAACAAAAGGCUUAUAAAGUUUUUCUUCGACGUGGUGGAGGUACUCGUGGUGCUCAACAACGUACAACUCGUCGUUACAAUGAAAGACAACCAGGAAAGGGGCGCCAACCAUCUGUUCAAGUCCGACCUGAUUGGGAGGUCAUCAAAGAAUUAGAUUUCCAACAGCUUAACAAACUCUCCCUACCAAAUGUGGAACCGGGAAAGGAUAUUGAGGGUCAUAGUUAUGGAGUACUUCAUUUUUAUGAUAAACUGGCUGAUAGAAUUAGUGUCAAUAAAGCUGUUCCACUUCAACGCUUUAAUGGAACCUACUGUCAUAUAACUACUACUGAAGAUCCUAUCAUUCAUAAGUUGGCAUCCUCUGACUCUGAUGUUGGAAAUGUUUUUGCUACUGAUAUAAUUUUGGCAACGCUUAUGACUUGUACACGGUCGGUUAAUAGUUGGGACAUUAUUGCUCGUCGGAUUGGCAACAAAUUGUUUUUCGACAAAAGAUCGGUAACCGGUGUUUCGCCAAUUGAUGCUCUUUGGGUCAGUGAAACAGCGAUGGAACCUCCUAGCUGGGAUGGGCCCGGCGUCAACAACGCUAAAACACUGGCCGACGAAGCUUUAUUAUUGAAUCAAAAUUUUCGUCGACAGUUCCUUAAACGAGAUAGUCAACAUGUCUUUAAAUUUGAAAACGAAAAAGUUCCAUUCGAAGAAGUGGAAAGCGACAUAGCUUAUAAAUAUAGAACAUGGAAUUUGGGUACAACUCGUGAUGGGGUGCCAAUUAAAUUGGUAGCACGUACUGAACAUGAUGCUGUUAUGCAGGGAAGCGCUGGUGAAGUAGUGAAGUUGACUAUCAAAGCUUUUAAUGAAUGGGAUAGCUCACAAAGUGGAGGUGAAGAUUGGCGUUCGAAACUUGAAAUUCAACGUGGAACUGUUCUUGCGACUGAAGUAAGGAAUAAUAACUGCAAAGUAGCAAAAUGGACUUUGCAAGCUAUUCUGGCAGGCUCUGAUUUCCUAAAAUUUGGUUUUGUAAGUCGUGCAAAUGUCCGAAACAGUACACAACAUCUUGUCUUUGGCACCCAACAAUACGAACCAUCGAAAUUCGCCUCUGGUCUUCCUUCUUUGAAUAUGCAAUUAUGCUGGGGUAUUUUAAGGGCAAUAAUUGAUUUCUUUAUGGAACGUCCAGCAGGAAAAUAUUUACUUAUGAAAGACCCACAUCAGCAAGUUGUGCGUAUUUACUCGCUUCCGGAACUUGAUUCAAGCGAGGAUGAAGAGGGGAGUGGUUCAUCGGGGGAUGAAGCUGAUUAA